CGUGUUCACUUGGACAUCCAAGUUGGUGAGCAUACAAACAACUAUGCAGAAAUCGCUGCCAAAGACAAGCUGACGGAGUUGCAGCUGAGGGUACGACAGCUGAUGGAGCAGGUGGAUCAGGUCCAGAAAGAGCAGAACUAUCAGAGGUAUCGUGAGGAGCGCUUCAGACAGACCAGCGAGAGCACCAAUCAGAGGGUGCUGUGGUGGUCUAUCGUCCAGACGCUGAUCCUGGUGGCCAUU
Molecule: messenger RNA, 240 nt
Organism: Sinocyclocheilus rhinocerous
Lineage: Eukaryota; Metazoa; Chordata; Actinopteri; Cypriniformes; Cyprinidae
Product: transmembrane emp24 domain-containing protein 9-like
Exons: 2
Source: RefSeq, a predicted model, not a curated record